UUUGUGUUCUCUUCUCCUCCAAUCUCCCUUCUCAUUUUGCCUAUGGGAUAAUCACUAUCACAACGUUAGAAAUCUUAAUGGACAGCUAGCACAUUUACAAUUUAGAGUUGAGGUAAGUUGACAUCUACUAAUAAAUGGAAAUCGGAGUGGAUGAGGAUCUUUUUCAAAUAAGGUCAAGUUUCAAUUCUGCUCACUGACAUUCUUUAUCAAUAUUUGUGGUUAGUUAAACUGUUGAUUGUGCAUUUUCAAAUUUUAUAUCUUAUAAAAGUUGGAGAAUGAUGCCUGUGGAGGUAAGAGACAGUGUAGAUAAUGCGAAGAAGGUAAAACAGAAGAUGGGAGUGGUAAUUCUAUUUCCAACGAGGCUGAAGAUCCUAAGGUGAUGUGGGAGAAGAAGGGCUUAUCUUUUAGGGAAGUUUCCACCUUGUUAUUGGUUUUUGGAUGUUUUCAUGGAGGAAGAUGAAGACUUUCUAGAAUGCAAAAACCCAAACCAACUGGUGGUGGACCCAGCCAAGGAGGAAACACAAUGGUAGGAUGCAAAGGAGGGACUUCUUAAUAAUCAAUGUUUUGGGAAGAAAGUUGUUUUCACGUGUCUUAAAAAAUCACUUGAAGUCAUUGUGGAAACUCAAAGGUGAGUUAGAGUUUUCACCUUGUGAAUCUCCUUGGUGGAGGAACUGUCCAUGGGUAAUUCCAAAUCAAUAUCUCUGUGCACAAGGUUAGCAACAUGUAUAAGGAUCCCUGAGUUCCCAAAGGAAUCCUAUGCCAAAAAAUUGCUCAUCCUGACAAUUAAUAGCAUUGGCGAUAUGGUUAAAAAUGAUCACUUUUAUCAUUGUUGUGGCUAGAGGAUGAUACACGAGAUGCAUAAAAGUGGUUUUGCACAAAAGCUUCAUCUCAAGUUUCAAAUUUGGCAAAGGAACCUGCUUUAUUGAGAAUGAAAAUCUUGACAGAGUCAAUUUUGAGUGCAAAAAAUUUAGUCAGUGUGAAAAGAGGAAUGAAAGGCAAUGGUGAAACAUGUAAAGUGGAUCAGUAUGGGCUAGGUUGGUUGCCAAUUGGGCAACAAGAUUCUUUUUGGGGCACAAACAUUGCUAUAGUCUGAUGCAUCCACACUCCAAUUUUGGGAGGUUUCUUAGCUUUUUCAGUUACCAAAAUUUGGGUUCCACCAUUUAAGCAAGAAAAGUUGAAUACUUUUCUUCUUUGGUGCUAGCGGGGAGUGGAAAUGGUUCAAUAACGACUAUUACUUUUUAUUCGAUACUAGUCUAGAUAACUUGACAUGCUUGUGUACCUAUACAGUUAGAAAUUGUCAAAUCCAGAGGAAAAAUUAUAAACUAACAAGGCCCUUACUGUGAUUUUUCACUAUUUUCUCGUGCUUAUAUAUAUAUUAUGAAAACAUAAUAUCAUUUUGCAUUUUGCUUGUAGGCCACUAUUUACUGGUUGUUCAUGAUAAUGUUGCACUCAUUUUCUUGACUGAAUUUCAAAAUUUAUAGUAUUAUCACAUUCAUAACAUAUCCUAUUAAUUAUAUGAAUUCCUUCUUCAAUUUGGUAUGCUGACAACAGCCUGAUGAGUUCCUGUCGAGGCAAAGUGACUUGCAGUGAGCAUUAAGAUGCCAAAUUAAAGCCUCCCCUUCCAGUUUUGUAUCGUGUGCGAAUGCUGCAGAAGAGGCAGUGUUGACAUGACUCCAGUGUUCUAGAAGACCUUGGUCUGCCUGACCCUUUGGAUUCGGACCCAAAAUCCAUUACCCGAGAAAGCUGCCCUUCCCUCUCACGACGCGUGUCUAUAUAUAUCUCUAAAGACAGCCUCUAAGGCCGUCCCAACCCACCGUCCUAUGGCCGACGCCACUUUCGAGUUCCCCUCCCUCCUCUUUCCGGAGCUUGUCUCUGCCCCCACAGCCGCCAGUCCUGGCCUGCCGAUCCUAUCUCUAGGCACCUCCAGUCCACCCACGCCCAAGGAAAUCCGAAUAACGCGCCGCCGACCGCCAUCGGAGACCAGUCCGGCGGUGCCGCUCGAUGGUAGCGCAGGAUUGACGAAGCCGGAGUACCGUAGGCUGAGGAGCGCGUCGUCGGGGCGGCCCGUCACUAAAGCCCGACCGACGCACCUCCACUCCCCGUCCCCGUGCGUGCUCGGUCCGGCGAGAGUGCCGGUGACGAUGGGGUUGAGCGACAUCCGGAGCCGGCAGAGACGCCCCGUCGGCGAGGCGAGCAGCCGCUUCGGUUGGAUGGUGCUGCGCUCGCUGAGCUGCAACGGGAUCGAAAGCGCGGCAGUGGCCACGGCGCCGUUGGGGCUCGUUGUCCGUCUCCGAGGGUCGUGAGGGUCCUGGAAGGAUAGUUGUGUGUAAUUAGCCGCCUAGCUUCCGACGUACCAAAUCAUGACUUGUUGCAAUUAAAUAAUAAUUUUGAUAUUUCUUGCAGUCACUUUUUGUAUUCCUACAUUUGUUCCAACCUGCAGAUGGCUGAAGCUUAACUCUCACUUUUGAAUACCAAGCAAGCAUCAUGCAAUUGCAAUUACUUGUGUAUGCAAGCAGUAUGCUACUGAGAUUUUCCUGUUCCCAAGUUUGAAGUAGCAUGGUUGGUUUAGCAGCACUGGAUUUUUGAUGGUGCUAGUGGGAGAGCUUUUUCCGUCAAGUUUCCAUCGUUGGACUUUCAUACUGAUGAUCAGAAAUAUCGGGACAAUCAUGGGAUUUUCACUCAAGGUAUUUAGAGCGAUCGCAGGAGUCAUCAGAGUGCAAUCCAUCCAAUUCCAAGACGAAGAGGAAGAGGGAGGGGAAGAGGAAGGCGAGGGAGGGAGGGGAAGAGAGGGAGAGAGAGGGAGAGAGAGAGAGAGGGCAAGGCGAAUUCGAGCUCGCUUCGCGCUUGGAAGAAUCGCGGCGCGUUACCUCCUCCAUGCUCCGAGUUCCCGGCGACCACCUCCGGCUCUCCUCCGCAUUCGCAUCCGGGCAUCCCUAAGACCGCGGAAUCAAUCUCCGGUACUUCCCCAGCGUCCAAUUAGCCUGCAAAGUUGAGAUCUUUGUCCGACUUCCGGAGCUGGAACUUUUUUUUGUGCCUUUAGUUAUGUUCAGUUCUUAGGGGUUUGAUCCCGCUCGGUCUCAAUUGUCUUCUUGUGGAAGGUGGCCGUAGUUAGUUCGAGCUCGGGAUCAUUGAUCACCGAGUGGAUCUUUUGUUGCUUUAGGGUUUUCUUUGUCGGAUAUGAGAUGUCUGCUUGCUUGUUCCUCGUGGACUAGUAUAAUAUUGGUAAUAGUUGCUGGAAUUUUCUGGAGUCGGAGAUGGAUCACGAUUUAGAUUUCACAAAAUUGAGAAUAAAGCAAAUGGGUCAGUAGUUCCAUUACUCUAAUGCGAUAAACGUCUGCGAUACAUUGAGAGAUGCCGACUACAUCACAACCUUCACAGCGCAGCCGGAUCAAUCUUGGUGAUCUCAAAUUGCAGAUAGCAAAGAAACUCGGCCCUGAGCGCUGCCGGAUAUACUUUAGUUGUUUGAAUCAGUUAUUAGCACAGAAGCUGAGCAAACGAGAUUUCAAUAAGUAUUGUCUUCGGAUCCUUGGGCGCCAGAACAUUCCUUUACACAAUCAGCUUAUUCAAUCAAUUCUGAAAAAUGCCUUUCGAGCCAAAACCAUGCCUCUGUGUAGCCUUGAGAGGGCUACCCCAAAGCCCCUCGAAGCUCUCAGAAACAAAUCAACUUAUGAAGAGAACAUCAAUCAUUUGGCAACUGCAGCCCCAACAAACAGCAAAUGGUCAAAUGGGUAUAUUUUUCCACCAUCACCUCGGAAAGUCAGGUCAUGCAUUCGAGAACGGAGGAACAGAGAGCAUGCUGUUUCUAUUAGACAGAAUGGAGGUGCGACAUCACAAUCUAAAAUGGCCAUAGAUGAGAAUACUGUUAUAGAGAAAAGUGGUGCCAUUGCUCCACAUGAUUUGAAGAGAUCGAUGCAGCAUCACCAAGGUUAUAUUCCUUCUGAGCAGCGACCACUGGUAGAUGAUUUGAUGCCACAAAAUGAAGCAUUUGCAAAGAGGAACAAGUUCUGCGACAUUGUAGCUGUCGAUAUUGGACAAGAAUUGCAACAAUCUAAUGAUUUAAACCCCAGAAAGUUUACUCUCCAAGCUCCACUAGGGAUCCCUUUAUGCCCUGCAAGUCUAGGUGGGGCACGAAGAGCUUUCUAUUCGGUAACAACUUCCAGCGGUGGUUUUCAUGGCAGCAACUAUUCUGGCGGAGAAUUAUGUGAUACUGAAGCACUACAGAAAAGGAUGGGGAAAAUGGCAGAAAUACUUGGCUUGGAAAGAGUCACAUUGGACUGCUCUAACCUGCUAAAUAAUGCCUUAGAUACUUACUUGAAGGGUCUAAUUAGGUCAUGUAUUGAAUUAUCAGGAACUAGGUUAGGUCAUGAUCAAACAAAUCAUCCAACCUUCAAGCAGGAAGCUCAAUUGAAGCCAACUAAUGGUUUCUGGUCUGGAAUUCACUUGCACGUACAUAAUAAUGGUGGAUCUUUCAAUAACAAACAAAGGCGGGAAACACAGUGUAUGAUAUCUUUCCAAGACUUUAGGGUAGCAAUGGAGCUGAAUCGACAGCAACUUGGUGAAGAUUGGCCAUCACAACUUGAGAAAAUCUGCUUCCACUCUGGUGAAGAUUUAUUCAACCCAACCUGAAGGUUCCUUGAUUUGUCAAAUUCUUGUUUGAUCCAUCUUUGCAAACAUCAAUGGAUAGUUUGUUUAAUUACUUGGUAUCUUCCCAUGGAAUAUUACCAUGGGAUAGGGAGAAAUCUCUCUGGAAUAGAUUCUUUAUAGUAACUCCGCCUUAUCUAUAUGAAUCAUCUCUUUUGAAUCAUAAUUCAGUCAGUGACUAAAGAAAGUUUGGUUCAAUCCUGGAAAUUUUAGGAGACACGAGUUACCAAAACCAGAUAGUUCAUGCUGUCAUAUGACCUACAGUGUUUUAGGAGGAAUCAGUUUUGCAGAUUACUAAUGUGUAACUUUGAUAUAGGUGAAAUCAGUUUUGUAAGUUCUUGUGGAAUCAUGUUGUUUGUAUAUUAAUUUCUUAAGUUUCUUGGGCAGUCUUUACAAUGGCAAUUUCUUGUUCAUUAAUUUUUGCAAUGUCCCAACACAUGCUACAUUAUUUAUCA
Messenger RNA from Zingiber officinale, 5096 nucleotides. RefSeq lists its product as uncharacterized. Gene Ontology annotation, cellular component: SAGA complex. Gene Ontology annotation, biological process: regulation of transcription by RNA polymerase II. The coding region runs from base 3352 to 4626 and encodes 424 amino acids. The transcript is spliced from 5 exons. Lineage: Eukaryota; Viridiplantae; Streptophyta; Magnoliopsida; Zingiberales; Zingiberaceae. The record is from RefSeq and is a predicted model, not a curated record. Gene Ontology annotation, molecular function: transcription coactivator activity.